Messenger RNA from Pichia membranifaciens NRRL Y-2026, 627 nucleotides. RefSeq lists its product as hypothetical. The coding region runs from base 1 to 627 and encodes 208 amino acids. NCBI's taxonomy places the organism in Eukaryota, Fungi, Ascomycota, Pichiomycetes, Pichiales, Pichiaceae. The record is from RefSeq and is a predicted model, not a curated record. The transcript has a single exon.
AUGUCCCUACGAAGAGACCUCUACAAGGGCAGAAACAGCACCCCGCUUGCCCAGGGCAAGUCCGGCUCCGACGAAAAUAACCACUGGGUGAGAGACUGGUACGACCCUCUCGCCGCAAGUAAGGAGGACGCACUGCUACUGAACAGCAACAGCACUGCCGCCGCCAACUCGGUCCUUACCAACACCACCAACACCACGGCGUCAAAUACCCCGGAGGCCUCCGACAUGGCUGCAACUCCGCAUGACGAGAAGACUCCGUUAACGCUGACGAACGAGCCUGCCCAGCUCCAAGGCUACGAGGUGAAGACCUGGGUCAUCAGCAACAACGGCAGCGCCGCCGAGUCCUACACCGACUGCGACUUCGCCUCUAAUCCUUCGGCCACCCACAUCGACCUCAAGCAAUAUCGCUACCCUGCCGUCCUUCGCAAGGGUGUCAAUCUGACUGCCACUAGCAGCAAUAACCGUACCGCCGGCGCUAACGGCGACAACGACGGCGACAACGGCGAUGACGGCGAUAAGGCCGCCGGCGGAGACGGUAUUUCCGCGACGGAUAUAAAGUCUGCUGUCGGCGGUACCGGUGUUUCCGGAGAUACUCUUUUCAGCAGUAGUGCGGCGAUCGGCCAAUGA